Molecule: messenger RNA, 1191 nt
Organism: Entamoeba histolytica HM-1:IMSS
Lineage: Eukaryota; Evosea; Mastigamoebida; Endamoebidae
Exons: 1
Coding region: 1-1191 (396 amino acids)
Cellular component (GO): nucleolus
Source: RefSeq, a predicted model, not a curated record
AUGUCAAGAAGAGAAGAAAUUGAAAAAGCAAUUAAUGAGCUUAUUGGACAACCAAAAGAAUUUGGAGAGGAAGAAAUUGAUAAAGCAAAGAUUGAAAAUGAUGAAGAGCUCAAAAUGAAGGAUUCAUUCACAGUUGGUAAGAUUAAAGCAGCACAAGGAAUUGAAGAGGAUAAAAAUUGGGAAGGGAAGAUCGUUAAUAAAGAAGAUGUGUUCAAUAAUUUUUCUAAAUCAAAUGAAGAAAGUGAAGAAGAUAAUUCAAUGAGUGAAGAAGAUGCAGAAAAUUCAGAAGAAAAUAAAGAAAGUAAUGAAGAAGAUAAUUCAAUGAGUGAAGAAGAUGAAGAAGAAAGUAAUGAAAAUAAAGAAAGUAAUGAAGAAGGUGAAGAAGAUGAAGCUGAUAAAUUAAUUCAACAAACAUUAAAUGUUGAAACUAUACAAAAGAAAACAAAUGAUGUUGAAAAAGAAGAUGUUUCUAAUCAAAUUAAAUUAUUUGAUACAGCAUUAGACAUUAGAGUUAAGAUGCAAGGAAUUCUUGGAGAUGUAAAUAGUUUACCAUUAAGUGAAGAUAUUAAAAUGUUAAGAGAAAAUAAUGAAAGAUUUAAGGAAGAAUUAGAAAGUUUAAAUAGUUCAUUUAAAAACCUUUUCCAUAGAACAACAGAGUUAUGUGAAACAAUAGAUAAACAAUGGGGAGUUCAAUGGGAAUAUAAAUCAACAGAUAAUGAUGAAGAGAAAUUAAUGAAAGUGAAUAAAAAGAAAGAUGAACAACGACUUAGUAUCAUGGAAAAAUGGCAUUCAAAAACAACAAUGAUGAAUAUAUCAAAAUUCUCUACAAAUCAAAAUGGUAUUGUUCAACAAGUUAAUGCUAUUCUAAAAGAUCAAGAAAGGUUGUUUAGAAGAAGUCAACAAUUAAGAGGAACUAAAAUUUAUUUGAAUGAAGACCUUAUUUCUUCUUCAGAAGUAUUUGAUGAUGGAGAUUUUUAUCAACAACUUAUUAAAGAUGCAGUUGAUUAUGGUAUAACUGGAAAAGGUCAACCUAUGAUGAAUAACACAAAAAAACAAAUACAAAAGAAAAAGAAAAGAGUUAACACAGACAUCGUAUUUCCUAAAUUAGAAAAUUUUAAAUGUCCUGUAGAAUAUAAUGAAAAAUUAAUGGAAGUUGAUCGAAGUAUUUUUAUUAAGAAUUUAUUCAAAUAA